AUGGUGACCUUCUCCGACGUGGCUGUGAGCUUCAACUCAGAGGAGUGGCCGUUCCUGGAUGUCUCUCAGAGGAAGCUCUACAGAGAUGUGAUGCUUGAGACCUACCAGCACCUGUUGGCCACAGACCUUAGGAAACAUAGAAAAAGUCAUAGUGGAGAGAAACCUUAUGCAUGUGAGGAGUGUGGGAAGACCUUCCCUAUUGCCUCAAGCCUUAUUAGACACUUGCGAAGCCAUACUGGUGAGAAACCCUACAUAUGUAAGGAAUGUGGGAAAGCCUUCAGUCGAUCUUCAUGUCUUACAGUCCACUGGAAAAUUCAUACAGGAGAGAAACCAUAUACAUGUCAGGAGUGUGGGAAGGCCUUCAGUCAGUCCUCAAACCUUUCUGAGCACAAGAGAAUUCAUACAGGAGAGAAGCCUUAUUCCUGUGAGGAGUGUGGGAAGGCCUUCACUAGAUCCUCAUCCCUUUCUGGGCACAAGAGAAUUCAUACAGGAGAGAAGCCUUAUUCCUGUGAGGAGUGUGGGAAGGCCUUCACUACAUCCUCAAGUGAAUACAUACACUUGCGAAACCAUACUGGUGAGAAACCCUACAUAUGUAAGGAAUGUGGGAAAGCCUUCAGUCGAUCUUCAGACCUUAUAGCCCACUGGAAAAUUCAUACAGGAGAAAAACCAUACAUAUGUCAAGAGUGUGGGAAGGCCUUCAGACGAUCCUCAACACUUUAUGAGCACAAGAGAAUUCAUACAGGAGAGAAGCCUUAUUCAUGUCAGGAGUGUGGGAAGGCCUUCAGUCGAUCCUCAAACCUUUCUGUGCACACGAGAAUUCAUACAGGAGAGAAGCCUUAUUCAUGUCAGGAGUGUGGGAAGGCCUUUACUCAAUCCUCAGCCCUUUCUGCACACAAGAGAAUUCAUACAGGAAAGAGACCUUAA
Messenger RNA from Suncus etruscus (white-toothed pygmy shrew), 924 nucleotides. RefSeq names its product zinc finger protein 239-like. The transcript has 4 exons. Gene Ontology annotation, molecular function: RNA polymerase II cis-regulatory region sequence-specific DNA binding; DNA-binding transcription factor activity, RNA polymerase II-specific. NCBI's taxonomy places the organism in Eukaryota, Metazoa, Chordata, Mammalia, Eulipotyphla, Soricidae. Gene Ontology annotation, biological process: regulation of transcription by RNA polymerase II. Bases 1 to 924 code for a protein of 307 amino acids. The record is from RefSeq and is a predicted model, not a curated record.